This is a messenger RNA of Morus notabilis, 1852 nucleotides long. RefSeq names its product protein DETOXIFICATION 40. Gene Ontology annotation, biological process: xenobiotic detoxification by transmembrane export across the plasma membrane. Bases 178 to 1728 code for a protein of 516 amino acids. Gene Ontology annotation, cellular component: membrane. The transcript is spliced from 7 exons. Gene Ontology annotation, molecular function: antiporter activity; xenobiotic transmembrane transporter activity. NCBI's taxonomy places the organism in Eukaryota, Viridiplantae, Streptophyta, Magnoliopsida, Rosales, Moraceae. The record is from RefSeq and is a predicted model, not a curated record.
UCUUUGUUGCAUUUGCAACUUCUCUUUCUGGCCACCUAUUCUAUACAUGCGCCUAACCUUAUUAAUUUUCUUUUCUGUUUCGCUACGUACGCCCGCAAUCCUUGAAAAGCCUAGCCUCUCUCUCUCACUGGCCCUCUUCAUACGACAUCGACUCAGAACACCUGAGAAACGCUAACCAUGGCUUCUCCCUCCGACCAAGAUAUCCGGCGACCUCUACUCCAUCCACCUUCCGACCACGCUUCUCCACCCUUGCUGUCCCCGUCUCCCAAAACAAGCCACGAAUCCAGCGGCGAACUCGAGAGAAUACUCACCGACACCACCCGCCCCUUCCUCCGCCGCCUCGGCCCGGCCUUGUUGAUGGAGUCCCGCCUCCUCUUCCACCUCGCCGGACCCGCCGUCAUCGUCUACAUGAUCAACUACCUCAUGUCCAUGUCAACUCAGAUCGUCUCCGGCCACCUCGGCAACCUCGAACUCGCCGCCUCCUCCCUCGGCAACAACGGCGUCCAAAUCUUCGCUUAUGGUCUAAUGUUAGGAAUGGGGAGUGCUGUGGAGACACUGUGCGGACAAGCCUACGGAGCGCAAAAGUACGGAAUGCUGGGGAUAUAUCUACAGCGGUCAACGAUACUUCUAACGUUGACCGGAAUCCUUCUAACGGUCGUCUACAUCUUCUCAAAGCCGAUUCUUCUAUUCCUCGGCGAGUCGGAGAAGAUCGCGUCGGCGGCGGCGCUGUUCAUCUACGGGCUAAUCCCGCAGAUAUUCGCGUACGCCUUGAACUUCCCAAUCCAGAAGUUUCUCCAGUCGCAGAGCAUCGUGGUGCCGAGUGCCGUCAUAUCGGCGGCGACGCUGGUGGUGCACAUAUUCGUGAGUUGGGCGGCGGUGUACCGGAUCGGGAUGGGCCUGCUGGGGGCGUCGCUGGUGCUGAGCUUGUCGUGGUGGAUCAUCGUGGCGGCCCAGUUCGUGUACAUAGUGAAGAGCGAGAGGUGUAGGAAGACAUGGGCCGGGUUCAGCUCCCAAGCCUUUUCAGACUUGGGCGGCUUCUUUAGGCUCUCGGCGGCGUCGGCCGUUAUGCUGUGUUUGGAGACGUGGUAUUUUCAGAUUCUGGUCCUGCUUUCCGGCUUGCUGGAGAACCCAGAGUUGGCUCUCGAUUCUCUCUCUAUUUGCACAACUAUUUCCGGAUGGGUGUUGAUGAUCUCAAUCGGGUUAAAUGCAGCAGCGAGCGUAAGAGUGAGCAACGAGCUAGGAGCUGGACACCCAAAAUCAACUGCGUUUUCUGUGGUGGUGGUGACUGUCAUAUCUUUCGUCAUCUCGGUGAUUUCUGCGAUUGUUGUGCUUUUUUUGCGUGAUGUCAUUAGCUACGCCUUCACGGAGGGUGAAGUUGUGGCGGCCGCAGUUUCUGAUCUUUGUCCACUCCUUGCUCUCACUCUCCUCCUUAAUGGAGUUCAGCCCGUCUUAUCAGGGGUCGCUGUUGGGUGUGGAUGGCAAACUUUGGUUGCGUACAUAAACGUAGGUUGUUACUACGCGGUCGGUGUUCCAUUGGGUUCUCUUCUAGGAUUUUACUUCAAACUCGGUGUAAAGGGGAUAUGGUUGGGAAUGAUUGGAGGCACUGUGAUGCAAACACUCAUCCUGUUUUGGAUCACUUUUCGGACGGACUGGAAUAAAGAGGUGGAAGAAGCAACUAAAAGGUUGAGUAAAUGGGAUGCGUCGAAGGAACCAAUUUUGAAGAACUGACGAGAAGAAGAUAUUGUAGCAUUAGUUUUGAAGUUCCGAUAACAUUAAAAUUCUUUUCUCACUAGUAAUCUCCGCAUGUAAUGACAAGGGUAUGGGGUUCCAAUAAGUUUUUUGUUGUGAAAAA